Molecule: messenger RNA, 579 nt
Organism: Mycena indigotica
Lineage: Eukaryota; Fungi; Basidiomycota; Agaricomycetes; Agaricales; Mycenaceae
Exons: 4
Coding region: 1-579 (192 amino acids)
Source: RefSeq, a predicted model, not a curated record
AUGCAGAACCCCACCUCCGAAAUCGGCGCCGUGGUGUCCCUAUUAACCGCAGCCGCGGCACCAGACAUUCAAAAAGCCGCUUUUCUGCGUUAUAUGACUUCAGAUGCUGGGUUUCGCCAUCCGCUUUGCAGUGUCUUGCCUGGCCCAGGAUCGAGAGAAAGAGUAUUGGGGAUCUAUCAGUGGUAUCGCAUUAUGUCGCCACGUAUCGAUAUCACAGUCAACAAUGUCGUGUACGACGAAACCAACCGUAUACUGCUUUUAGAUGUCGUGCAACUGUUCCAUAUUCGUUUUUCACCCUUCAAACCUGCUCCAGCUCGUUUGCUGGUCAGGCUGACUUUGCGUCAAGACCACGAUGGACUAUUCUACAUCGCGCUUCAGGAGGACUUUUAUCAUCCAGACGAUUUUAUGGCUCUUUUGGCCCCGCCGCUUUCGCCACUCGUACGACUGGGCUUAUCGAUGACUGGUCGAGCAUCAGACAUCUACGCUAAAUGCGGUCGACUACUCGGGAUCUGGACCUCUGAAACGGGUGUGGCGCACGGAGGGGGGCUAUAUGACGAUGAAGACAAGAAAACGCAGUAA